Molecule: messenger RNA, 1941 nt
Organism: Paramisgurnus dabryanus
Lineage: Eukaryota; Metazoa; Chordata; Actinopteri; Cypriniformes; Cobitidae
Product: E3 ubiquitin/ISG15 ligase TRIM25-like
Molecular function (GO): protein binding; zinc ion binding
Source: RefSeq, a predicted model, not a curated record
UGGCACACCUGUUUGCACACGUUUCAUAAACACAACCAGGAAAAACUUUGAGUUCAGAGAAACUGAAACUGUUGGGCUGUUGUGUGUUUCGUCUUUCUUUCUGUGUGAACAUACAGUGAAAUGGCAGAAGCGAGUAUUUCAGUGAUUCAGGAUCAGUUCAUCUGUUCAAUCUGUAAGGAUUUACUGAAGGAUCCAGUGGCCAUUCCCUGUGGACACAGUUACUGUAUGAGCUGUAUUACAAACUGCUGGGAUCAAGAUGAUCAGAAGAGAAACUACAGCUGCCCUCAGUGCAGACAGACCUUCAAUACAAGACCUGAUUUAUAUAAAAACACCAUACUGGCUGAAGUGGUGGAGAAAAUGAAAAACACUAAACGGAAAGCAGCUCGACCUUCUCCCAGUUAUGCUAAAGCUGGAGAUGUGAAGUGUGACGUCUGUACUGAGAGAAAACACAAAGCUGUCAAGUCCUGUCUGGUGUGUCUGAACUCUUACUGUCAAACUCACUUUAAACUUCAUGAAGAACUUCAGUCAGGAAAGAGACACAAAGUGAUAGACGCCACUGGACGACUUCAGCAGAUGAUCUGCCCUCAACAUGAGAAACUUUUAGAGAUUUACUGUAAAACUGAUCAGCUCUGUAUAUGUUAUCUGUGUAUGGUGGGGAAGCACAAAAAUCAUGAUACUAUACCAGCUGAAGAAGAGAGGACUGAGAAACAGAAAGAACUGAAGGAGACGCAGAGAAAAUAUCAUCAGAGAAUCCAGGAGAGUCAGAAGAAGCUUCAGGAGCUGAGAGAUGCUGUGGAGACUCAUAAGCGCUCUGCACAGACAGCAGUGGACGACACUGAGAGGAUCUUUACUCAACUGAUCCGAUCCAUUGAGAGAAGACGAUUUGAGGUGACACAGCUGAUCAGAGAUCAGGAAAAGACUGCAGUGAGUGAAGCUGAAGGACUCUUGAAGCGACUGGAGCAGGAGAUUGAUGAUCUGAGGAGGAGAGACGCUGAGCUGGAGCAGCUUUUACACACAGAUGAUCACAUCAAUUUCCUCCAGAGUUUCCAGUCUCUCUCUGUUCCUCCUGGAUCUACAGACUCACUCAGCAUCACUGGCAGCGCUCUCAUCUUUUUUGAUGAUGUAGGAAAAUCUGUGUCUCGUCUGAGAAAGAAACUGGAGGAUUUCUGGAGAGAAGAGAUAGAGAAGAUAUAUCAUAAAAAUUAUCAUCACUUCACUGCAGAUCCAAACACAGCACAUACAUUUCUCCGUCUGUCUGAGGGGAACAGAGUGAUUACUAACACUAAAAGAGUUCAGCAUGAUCCUGAUCAUCCAGACAGUUUUAAUAAUUUUUGUUUUCAGGUGAUGUGUAGUGAGAGUGUGAGUGGACGCUGUUACUGGGAGAUUGAGUGGAGUGGUCAUAAGGUGGAUAUUUCAGUGUCAUAUAAGAGCAUCAGGAGGAAGGGAGGUGAUGGGUGUUUGUUUGGAUUUAAUGAUCAGUCCUGGUGUUUGGUCUGCUAUGGCUCCAGUUGUUCAUUCUGGCACAAUAAGAUUGAGACUAAACUCCCUGAAAUGUCCAUAUCUUCUAGAAUAGGAGUUUAUGUGGAUCACAGUGCAGGAUCUCUGUCCUUCCACAGCGUCUCUGACACAAUGACCCUCAUCCACAGAGUCAACACCACAUUCACUAAACCUCUCUAUCCUGGGUUUUAUGUUGCUGGAUCAGUGAAACUGGUUGAUAUAACAAUAUAGAUGAUAGAGAGAGUCUAUAAAUAAUUUUGUCUGAACAUGAUGAAUCAACACAAAGAAAUAUUAAGUCUUUCAUUUAGUAAUUAGUAAUUUUAAAUAACUGAUUGUAAUGUUAUAUUUUAAUAAUUGUAUUUUGUCCUGUCAAUCAGAGGUAGCUGUACAGUAGUUAUUUACAGUUAAUAUUAUUCAUCUACAGCCGUGUAUUCUUUUAUGUAU